GGAGCCGUGACGUUCUUGCCCGGGCUGCAGGGGGAGGCCGCGGCGGGGAAGAUGGCGGACGGGAAGGCGGGAGAGGAGAAGCCCGAGAAGCCGCAGCGAGCCGGAGCCGUCGGAGUUAAUUCAUGGGAGCCUCUUGUACGGCCACACAAUCUCAGUUCCUGCUGUACACUCUAACAAGCAGUGAAGAGACUGUUGGGUCAGUAGGUGACAGCUGCAGAGGUAUCUUCCUUGUAAAGAUGCUUUUUGAGGUUGCUGCUCCCAUCAAUCUGCUCAGUAAAAAUAGCUCAUCUUGUAAUGGAGGGGAAAGUUCCAGUCGCAGCGCUGAAAAGCGAUCAGCUGAAGAUGAAGCUGCAGACCUCCCAACAAAGCCUACAAAGAUGCCCAAGUUUGGAUUUGCCAUAGGUAGUCAGACGGCAAGGAAAGCACCCGCCAUCUCCAUUAGACUCGGAGCAAGUAAGCCUAAGGAAACAGUUCCAACUCUUGCUCCAAAGACUCUUUCAGUAGCAGCAGCUUUCAAUGAAGAUGAAGAUAGUGAGCCAGAAGAAAUGCCUCCAGAAGCCAAGAUGAGGAUGAAGAAUAUUGGAAGGGACACACCAACAUCAGCCGGACCAAACUCCUUUAAUAAAGGAAAGCAUGGCUUUUCUGAUAACCAGAAGCUGUGGGAGCGAAAUAUAAAAUCUCAUCUUGGGAACGUCCACGACCAAGACAAUUAAGUGAAGUGUUCUAAGAUUGGGGUGUGGGUGGGUGCAGUUAGAAGGAGCAGUCUCCUUUUUGUAAAGAAUGGUGUAAGACUAGCUUUGGAGCCGUUUUUCUUUCUUCUUUUUUUUCUUUUCCUUUUUUCUUUUUUUCUAAGAUUGAGUGGUACACUAAUAAAUGAGAGUUUGCAAUUAGAGGUAAUUUAUGUUUUAUAUACAGAUUUCAAGACAUUUGCUAAUUUUGUAGUUUCACAUGAUUAGUUUCCAAGGGUUACAGAUGAUAAAGAAAUCAGAAGUGGUACCUUUCUAAGAAUUGCAUAUUUUUUUAGACACAACUAUUAGCACAUUAAGAGGGAAGCCAAAAGUUAUUGUCUACUUCAAACUGAGAGCAGUUCCUCUCCCGACUUCUCCCUCAUUACCUGACUGCCUGGCUCCCUGGAACAGCCUUCCCGAGAGGGAGAUUGGAUUGAGAAGACAAUAUUACUGGACUAUUGACUGAGUAAAUUUAGAUAAGGUUAAAAUAAACCUUUUCCUAUGGGCAUUUCAUUUUGUUUUGGGCCAUUAUAUGCUAGUACUGCUUUGCUAUCAGUGGGUACUGACGCUUUGCUCUGUAAAAAAUUUUUUUUGUUAAAAAUUCUUAUAUUAAGUAUUGAGUAUAACUAGCCCACUUUAAUGGAGCUUGUCUCCAUUCAGGAUCUUCAGAGGACACUAUUUGCUACCAAAGUAAAUCAGUAUUUUGAAUGUGCUUCUCUUGGUUUCUAUUCUAGUUCCUAUAAGCAUUUCCACCAGAACUUGAGGCAGAACAUAAGGAAGCUGGUUCUUUUAAAGUACAAACACCACCAAAAAUAUCAGUGUGCAUACUGCUUUAUGUAUUGGGCUGGCUUUUACUUUUUAAAAGGUUUAAAUAACAAAAAAAAGGGAAAAAGGUAUAACAUUGUAUGAAGACAGAUGAGGCAACAUACCUUCUGUGACAUUUGAAGCACUUAGUUACUAACUUACUAGAUUCAGUGUGGAUUGAAUUCACAAUAUUUCUUAUUUGUACAAUGCCAUGGCUUAUUUUGAGUAUAGACACACUGACCAGUGGUUUCACAAGCACAUUCAGUGACUGCGAUAGGACAGAAAUGCUGCUUUAGACGUUUUCACUGCGAGCCUCUCAUCGCAUAUGCUCUUAGAGUUCUGUAUGUAGGAUGUUUGUUUUGUAUUUUUGUAUUGUAUAUGGGCUUUUUAAAUGUGACAGAUAAAUGCAUCUUAAGUAGUCACAGACAAAGGAAAUGAUAAAAUGUCCUUGGAAAUUACAAUGUUAAAUUUGGAGGCGGCGUCGGUGUUUCAUGGGUAGUGACUGUUCACUGGGCGACUUUUAAUGUAAUGACUUCCAAGAAGCAGCCUGCGGAUAUUCCUAACGCUUUGUUCACUACAUGUUACUUAAUAAGCCCCAAGUAAAACAAUGGAAAUGUACAUAGCACUAUUAGUUCAUACAUGAUUUAAGUAUAUCAAGAUACAUAAAUUUAACUUUUAUGUCCAUAAACUGUCCAUUUGUCCAUUUUACUGUUUGUUGAAAUAACACCUCUCCUACAUAUUCUUUACUUGACUCAAAUAAAUUAACCUGAGGUCAAGAUGGAGAGAGACGACUGAGCUGAAUGUCUUUACUAAAAUUACAAUAAAUUUUGUCAAACUUGG
Messenger RNA from Mastomys coucha (southern multimammate mouse), 2372 nucleotides. It is a transcript of the gene Pcnp, whose product is annotated as PEST proteolytic signal containing nuclear protein. Bases 123 to 713 code for a protein of 196 amino acids. Gene Ontology annotation, cellular component: nucleus. The record is from RefSeq and is a predicted model, not a curated record. NCBI's taxonomy places the organism in Eukaryota, Metazoa, Chordata, Mammalia, Rodentia, Muridae. Gene Ontology annotation, biological process: protein ubiquitination; proteasome-mediated ubiquitin-dependent protein catabolic process. The transcript is spliced from 6 exons.